AUGUGGCUUACGUUGCCGAUCAGCUGUGUUCAGGGCAUCAUUGGAGGUCUUUGCCAGUUUUUUAUGGCCUUCUUCGUCCUGGGCUGCUAUUGCUGUCAGUGUAUCCCGCAGUGGCUAUGUUGUUCAUCCAUGGGUUCCGCCGAGUGUGGCCGACCUUGCAUUCUGGCUCCCGCCUGGUGGAGAUAUGUCAUUGGGGGCUUGACUGCGCUGAUUGCCCAAAGCAGGAGCCGGCUGGCACUCUUUAUUUGGGAAUGGAAGGCUUUUGGCAAUGGCGAUCAUUUCUGGCACGGCGAGGGCUUUUGGUCUGUGACUUAUAAGGAGUGCAGUGACAUCAUGAAGUCUAAUCAGCGCCGUUCCUCCUCCUUCGCUUGCAUUCAGGCAUGCGUACCUGAUUUGUUUGCGACCAACAUCCUCCUUUUCCUGUCGAACAACGGCCCGGACAGCGAGUGGGCAUAUCUCCGCAGUGCAUUGCACUCAACCCUGUUGGACCAUGGUUGCAGAGACUACAUUGACCGGCAGAAGAAGUUGCGCUCACUGGUCGCAAACGAUUGGCCAAAUCCAAAAAUCAGCGAUCUCAGCGAUAUUGAUAAGAUCCGCUUGACAGUCAGCAAAUGCGUUUUCUACAUGAUGUUCGGGAUUUGGUUUUCAAAGGAAGAUGCAGAGAUUCUGAAAGGCUGGCGAGAUAUGGCAGUGUACUUUGUUCUGCCGCGCUUGGUGCACCGAUUCCUCUUCAAUUUCGGCAUCUGCCGAGUGCAGGGUCUUCGUGUCAAGACGGUCGGCUUGAUCGAGAAGCAUGGUUUGGAAUCCUUCAUUAUGGACAUCAACGAAAAGUUGCCUGAAAAAUAUCGAAGGACCCCAAUUGUGAAGUUGUGCGAUGAGAUGAUGGUGAAUCGGGCGGAGCAGGGUUUGGAGUGGGUGGUGUUUCGAGAGUCCUGCCGUAUAGAUCCUCCUGUGACCAGUGCGACCAACGUCUCCAAAGAGGAAAGGGUGAUCAAAUUGCGAGGAAGGGACUACACCAUGUCGGAGAAUACCUUGAAUCAGUAUGUGCUCUCCAUGGCCAACCGUGACCCCAGCAUCUUCCCCAAUCCGGAUGUCUUCGAUCCAAGCCGCAAGGAGAACGGAGCAGGUCUCAGAGUACGGCACAGACAGAUCGACGACGCCGCGCGCGUCCGCACGGAGCUCAGCCAGGCGCUCACCUGGAACGGAGCCUUCGGAACCCCUGACGAAGCGCCUCGGUACGGCCGGAACUGGACACUUUCGGUGAAGAUGGGGGGACCUGUCAGCAAAGCCACCGGAAGGUUGACAUCAUGGAAUUGA
Messenger RNA from Durusdinium trenchii, 1317 nucleotides. Lineage: Eukaryota; Dinophyceae; Suessiales; Symbiodiniaceae. The record is from the annotation of a GenBank genome assembly.